AUGGAAUUCCGACUCGUCAUUCGAGACUUUGUUGCCUCCUGGUAUUCGCGGAUCAGCACAGACCCGUCCUUCGUUAACGAAGUGGAUAACGUGAUUCGAGAACUGCUUUUAAAUUUAGAAAAUCGGCUCCGAACCAUUGACCUUGGUGAUCUGAUAGCCGCUCGCCUCAUCCCCAUCUUCACGGCGCAUUUUAGGGAUUUCAAUGCAGCCGAAAUCUCCGUACGAGGUCGCAAGCUUAACCGCUUGGUGACGGAAUCCGAAGAGCUUGACCUCGCCAUCGCGUCAAAAUAUCGCGAUGGGAAACUUCACUCGGCCGUGUCCCUUACAUUCUCAGAUCCUAAGCUAAUCCAACAGGACUACCUAAGGUCACUCGUUGUGGCCCACGCCUCGCCUUUGCCAGCUUCGACCAGGGCCACCGUCUUCCCCAGGCUAUGCCCUGGCGAUAGCGAAAGAAAAUUCGAGAAGUUUAUUCGGGCUAUUAGGAAGACAAACAAUCUAUCAGACGCUAGGCGAUUUCGAAGUGAGGUCUCAAGCCAAUUUAAGAAGGAUUCUCUAGAAGAUAGCGAGGACCAAGUGUAUCUCCGCCGAUUGGAGAUGGGCAAGAGAAUGCUGGAUCAACGAGUUUACCACUUGGCAGUUGCAGGCCAUCAGUCGGCCUCUGUCCCCGUCCCGCCUCGUUCUACACCACCGCCAGUUGUCACCAAGCUUGAAAAUGCAACCUUAGUGAAUCUCCUGAGAGACUCUUCGGGUCUAUCAUAUUUCAUGGAAUUUAUGGACCGGCAGGGCAUGAUGACCCUCGUACAAUUUUGGCUUGUUGUUGAUGGCUUCCGCAAUCCCUUAGAAGACGAUGGCCAAGACGAUGAACAGAUGAUACCGGCCGCGUUACCAAAAUGGAGCGACUCGGAUCGCAAUGAUCUACAGCAGAUAGCCGAUACCUAUCUAAGCUUCAAGCAACCAAAUAUCCACAAGGCCCAGCCCGCCAGCAUGGCUGGCCGAAAGCCGCCGGCCAUGGAUGGCCUGUCGGUAAAUUCGACAUCAGACCUUAGGACCUCGACUUCGGACGAGGUACUUAGCAUUGACGCGCACCUAGACUCCCGGAUGGAAAUCCACACGGACUUUUCUCAGAUGAGGACGUUGAAGCAAAUCGUCCAGGCGGUUGAACAAGCGCUGAACACUAUCCUAGAAGAUGAAAGGCCCCAGACUGCAGAAGACCUUCGUGCUUCGCUCUUUGAUAGCCACGACAUGAAUCCCUUCCCUAUUUCACCUACGGCUGAAUCUUUAAAGGACUUCCCUAUCUUUGGGAGGCCGUCCCAACUAGCUAAAGAGUCUGAGAAACCAAGCCUUCAGUCACUCGGCUUGGUAACCUCGAAUUCACGUAUUGGGGUUUUUGUGGACGACGACCUCUUUGCAGAAGAAGACUCGUACCUACCUGAUCACUCCGAGGAAGCAAGCGACGUUGACGAGAAGAGCGAUGGGGAAGGCGUCCAUGAAGCCGCACCUGGUGACCUAGGUCUCGCCGAGGCAAUAACGUCACUUACGAAUGAUAUCGACAAGCUCACCACUCAAGAGGCUGUGGUAGACUCACUGACGAAAAAGGCCGAAUUGACCAACAACACAGCCGAGUUGAGGAUCUUACGCAAGUCAAAAGCCAGCCUGCAGCGUGAGCUACGGCGUAAAGAGUUGCAAAGACAACAUGUUAUUGCUCAAGGGCAUGAGCUAGCCAACAACGAUAGUAAGCGGGACAUGAUGACUCGACUAUAUGACUCAGUUGCCGACGGCGUCGAGGAUAUCUUAGGGAAUAUACCUGUCUUAGACCAACUGUCACUAGCGGGUCAAAACCUCAUCGCUGCGGCCACGAGCCAAUUACACGCUGUGCCAAUGACCAAAGCGGAAAUCGAAGCAUUCUUUUCCAACCACGGGAAUGGAAAAAUUACGGAGAUCAAACUCAUGAACGGCUUCGGUUUCAUUGAAUACGAUGAUCCGUUGGAUGCCCGCGAUGUAGUUCCUGCUUUUCAUGGUAUUGACUUCAUGGGUGAGCGUCUCACCGUCCAGUUCGCGCGUGGAAAUCGCAGCCGUGAAGGGCUCAACAGCAACGAGCGUGCACCCCCGACCACGCCGUACUCCUCACCGAAUGCAAAUCACCGGGCUCCCAACCGACACUAG
This is a messenger RNA of Parascedosporium putredinis, 2163 nucleotides long. The record is from the annotation of a GenBank genome assembly. NCBI's taxonomy places the organism in Eukaryota, Fungi, Ascomycota, Sordariomycetes, Microascales, Microascaceae.